Molecule: messenger RNA, 2836 nt
Organism: Rhinolophus ferrumequinum (greater horseshoe bat)
Lineage: Eukaryota; Metazoa; Chordata; Mammalia; Chiroptera; Rhinolophidae
Product: carbonic anhydrase 13
Exons: 7
Coding region: 442-906 (154 amino acids)
Cellular component (GO): cytoplasm
Molecular function (GO): zinc ion binding; carbonate dehydratase activity
Source: RefSeq, a predicted model, not a curated record
AGGGCUCCAGGGAGCUGGGGUUGUUAGAGAUGCCGCCUUGUCAUCCACCCAGGAAGAUGGGAAACGAGCUGUCGCCCUCAGUCGCUGCUCCGGCUGUACCCUCGCACCUCGCGACGGUGUCCAACAGGCGAGGAGCUGAAACGUUUUUCUCAGGGUCCUGUUCAUUGGAACGAGUUUUUCCCCAUUGCUGAUGGAGAUCAGCAAUCUCCGAUUGAGAUUAAAACCACAGAAGUGAAGUAUGACUCUUCCCUCCGGCCUCUUAGCAUCAAGUAUGACCCGAGCUCCGCUAAAAUCAUCAGUAACAGUGGCCACUCCUUCAGCGUGGACUUUGACGACACAGAGGACAAAUCAGUUCUGCGUGGGGGUCCGCUCACCGGAACCUACAGGCUGCGACAGUUCCACCUGCACUGGGGGGCCGCUGAUGACCACGGCUCUGAGCACAUGGUGGACGGCGUGCGGUAUGCGGCCGAGCUCCACGUCGUUCAUUGGAAUUCAGACAAAUACCCCAGCUUCGUGGAGGCAGCCCAUGAGCCCGACGGACUGGCCGUCCUGGGAGUAUUUUUACAGGUUGGUGAACUUAAUCCUCAGCUGCAAAAGAUUACUGACAUUUUGGAUUCCAUUAAAGAAAAGGGGAAACAAACUCGAUUCACGAAUUUUGACCCAUUGUCUCUGCUUCCUACAUCCUGGGAUUACUGGACGUACCCUGGUUCUCUGACAGUCCCACCUCUACUUGAAAGCGUCACAUGGAUCGUUUUAAAACAACCUAUAAAUAUCAGCUCUCAGCAGCUGGCCACCUUCCGCACGCUGCUCUGUACAGCCGAGGGCGAAGCUGCCGCUUUUCUGCUGAGCAACCAUCGUCCUCCACAGCCUCUGAAGGGCCGAAGAGUGAGAGCCUCUUUCCAUUAAAAGUUGUCACCAGCGGACCCCUUCCCCCCAACAUGUCUGCGGAGAGGGGACAACACCAAACCGAAUGCAAGAAUCCCUCCUUACAGUUCUUCCCUAGAAUUCCAGCUUGCGGUACCGUUUUGCUCUCAGCUUCAGCACCACAAAGAAAACUGGAUCUCUGUCAUCACACCGACUGGACUCCUGUGUCUCAGCUUUGCACUCACAGGCAGUCGGGCAGUAAACAGCAUUUGCUGUGCAUCAAAACCUAUGAAAUUCGUCUGCUUCCCUCCGUCUGCUUCCCUCUGUGGGCAGGCAUGACGCCAUCGCAAACCUCAGAACAUAGUAAACACGCUCCCCUGUCGUCGGGACCGACUCAGUCACGUCUCUCUGUGGUGUUUGGUGAGAAAACUAAACCCAUUUCUAGAAGGAUACAAUUGUGAUACCUUUUCUAAUCAAGUGAUUCUGCUUUAUGUCUUGGUAUCAUUCCCGGUUAUAAAAAGUUGAUCAUGUUUCCUUUCAAAGCAAAGCUUUGUCUUGAUUACGUUGCUGACUCUCAUUCCCGAUGCCUUUGAUAGAAUGAACCAAGGCGGGUGGAGGAGGGUGGGUAAAGCUACUGCACUGCUCACAAAUAGCCCCCGCCGUUUCGGUGAGAAAGUCCUCAGGAUAGAAAUGGCUGUUUAAGCACUAAUGAAUCGUGCCGUAUGUUACCCUCACUGGUAACGUCAACGAUAAACUGGCUAAUGAUCGAUCAGAUGUGAUCCUCACCAAUUUAUGACACUAAGGUAGCUUGAAACCAACAGAUCACAAGGUCUAGCAGAGCGGCCCACGGGCAUGAGGGAGGGUCACCUACUUCUGCCCCGUGUGUUGGCAGCAGAGCAGGGAGCAGCCCCAUGCAGGUCACUGUUCUGCCAACUGGGGGGAAAAAUUAUAUGAGCCUCCUGUGGACAUAAGAGCUGCCCACAAAUCCUUCCACCCAUUUCCAUGGCAAAGCUUGUCUCCCUUUACACAUGUCCCUCGAUGUCUUAGGUAAUGUUGUGAGGUGGCUCUUGAUACUCGCUUUCACCUAUUACUCUGGCAUAUUUUGGUUCUGUAUUUGGUGAAGGAGGAUGGGACAGGGGUCCUUUUUUGCUUUUUCUGGUUUAAGAAGUGACUCUAAGUGUUAACUUAGUAACCACCGUUAAGACUUGACCACGUGUUAACACGUCUGCCAACUUCUGGUGAAGUAUAACUGAAGUUCCUUGAGUGUGAGGGUGUGUUUCAGACACCUCUGUUCCUCUGGAUGGAGAGUUUAAGAAUUGAAAUUAUCCUGUGAUAGUUUUCUCGACAGGAUAACUGAGUAUCAGGAAAUUGUGUAACAGUGAUGGAUAUAAUUGCAUAAGAUGAGCUUCCAAAGACUGAAACUGAUACUUUGGUGAUUUUUACUUUCUCCUCACAAUAUACAGCUUAAGGCCUUGCAGCAGAUUGGCACGUAGUAAAUAGUUAAUGAACUGAGUAUGUAAAAAAAUUAUCUUUGGUAAUUAUCCUGCCACUUGUGAUCAAAUGUACUGUAAGUUGAUGUUACAAGUAAGAUGGAAGUUAUCUUUUAAAAAUUGUUUCUUCUUAAAAGAAUACUUACCAAAUCUACCUGUGUGACCAGAAGUUGUAAUGGCUUUAAAAACACCAGCGUUGUAAUGGGAAGGUGUGCUUUCCAUUACACAUUGGACUUCGGGAGUCUAAAAACGUGUCCACAGCCCUGAUUUCCUUGAAGAUUGCUAAUUUAUUUCUCUGUUGGAGGCAAAGGUCUAAGUGUGUGUUAACGUGUUAUCUGUUGAGAAGAUUAAGGAGUUGUAAGUACCAGUGUCUCUUUUGCUUCCCACAACACGGGCCGGGUGUAUGUUUGUUAAGCAUUUUGUGUUUUAAUUUAAAUUGGAUUCAACCACAAUAAAGAAAAUGAGACACGUGUUGAACCGUA